CCUUACCCUUCCCUGAGCUUCGCUUGUUUGGAUCUUGAGUUAUAUAUCCUCAAUACUACAGCAUUUGGCGAACAUAUAUCCUUUCGGAUUUCCUUCAACAUUGAAAGAGUCGCGCCAUGAGACUCGCCUCCCUGCCGCUCACUCUCCUUCUCUCGAUCCUUUACAUUUACUUCAGCAUCGCACCAGUAUCAUCGACGUCUCCCUCCACUUCAAAUGAACCAUCGCCAGAGACAGAAGCCUCAGUCCGCGACUUCUUCGACCGAAAUGCGUUGACGUCGGAUUCGCUGGCGGAGUCUGAGUCAGUGCAUACGAAUAACUGGGCAGUGUUGGUCUGUGCGUCGAGGUAUUGGUUCAAUUAUCGGCACAUGGCGAACGCGCUCGGAAUGUAUCGCACAGUCAAACGUCUCGGCAUCCCAGACAGCCAGAUCAUUCUCAUGCUUGCGGACGACGUCGCCUGUAACGCACGGAAUCGAUACCCAGGUUGUGUAUUCGCGAAUCAAGGGAGGCAUUUGGAUUUGUAUGGGGAGAAUAUUGAGGUGGAUUAUAGGGGGUAUGAGGUCACGGUGGAGAAUUUCUUGAGGGUUCUGACAGGACGUCAACCUCCAUCCGUUCCCCGCUCCAAACGCCUUCUCACAGACGACCGUUCGAACAUCUUCGUUUACAUGACCGGUCACGGAGGGAACGAAUUCCUCAAGUUCCAGGACAACGAAGAGAUCAGUGCAUUCGAUAUCGCAGAUGCGUUUGAGCAGAUGUGGAGUAAGAAGAGGUACAACGAGAUCUUCUUCAUGAUUGAUACUUGCCAGGCGAACACUAUGUACUCCAAGUUUUACUCACCGAAUAUCCUGGCGACUGGAUCGUCAGAGAUGGAUCAGAAUUCGUAUUCAUACGAAAAUGAUAAUGAUAUUGGUGUGGCGGUAAUUGAUAGCUUCACCCAUUUUGUACUAUCGUUCAUGGAGAACAUCAAUAAAACGUCCUCGGCUAGUAUGCAGGACCUCUUCGACACCUACGACCCCAUCAAGAUUCGCUCCAACCCCGGAGUUCGCUCCGACCUCUUCCACCGACCGCUCUCUAAAACGCUCAUCACGGAUUUCUUCGGCGGAGUCGCGCACGCCGAGGUCCUUCUCCCUUCUACAGCGGAGUCUUCGCCAUCACCGUUCGGCUCGGACUCGGGUAAACCAGCAGAGGUAGAAGAGGCGUUGCAGGCAGAGGCAGCAAUGCCAGAAGAAAUCCUCUCAAUGGAGCUUGGGAUCCUGGUGGCCGCGAUACCUGAUCCUGCCAACAACGAUACACCUUCGUCAUUAUCACCGGCCUCCCUUGACUCACAUAAUGGCUUCAGACCGAUGACCCAAGUCGAGGAUCCACUAUCCGUAGGUUGGAUAUCGGACGGUUCUUAUAAUGAGGGCUGGUGGAAUGGAAGUACGAGGGCGAGGGUUGGACUUGGGGCUGUGGUACUAUUGGUUUGGUGGGUCGCCAGGAGCGAACGUGAGCGGAGUGGCAGUUCUUCACAGAGAGAUAAAAGCAGGAGAGUGAGCGGGGAUGUGCCUAAUCCUUGUGCUUAGAAAUGAGGAGUUCGACGACAGAGGAAUGUGUUCUGUUGACUGGGGUUUUGGACUUGUGGACUGUGGAUUGUUUACUUUAUCAUACCCUUCAGUGUAUUUUUAUUUGUGAAUGGUAAAUACUAAUAAUUUG
Molecule: messenger RNA, 1689 nt
Organism: Stereum hirsutum FP-91666 SS1
Lineage: Eukaryota; Fungi; Basidiomycota; Agaricomycetes; Russulales; Stereaceae
Exons: 7
Coding region: 117-1559 (480 amino acids)
Biological process (GO): protein localization to cell surface; proteolysis; attachment of GPI anchor to protein
Cellular component (GO): GPI-anchor transamidase complex
Molecular function (GO): GPI-anchor transamidase activity
Source: RefSeq, a predicted model, not a curated record